UUCCCUCCCAGCCAGAUUUUGGUCUGGGAAUUUCAAUUUGAGAUUUUGGAGGUUGAUUGGAUCACAUUUUUAACGAGACUACGUAGUUUUCUAGCUAAAGGGAGGACCUGAUUCUAACUAUCUUUCCAGCAUCAGCGUGACCGGUGACCAUGACGACAGAAGCGGCUUCCGAGACUGAGGUGAAGAAGGAGCCGGAGAAGUCGGAGGAGCAGCCAGCAGCGGCCGAGCCGGACGCCGCGGCCCAGACAGCGGAGCCUGCGGCAGGGGACGGCAAGAAGGAGCCGGAGCAGCCUAAACCCGCCGGCAACAACCCCGCGGGAGAUAACCCCGGCAGCGACCAGCCCGCCCCAGACGGAGCAGCUCCCCCCGCCCCCGGCGAAGCCCCGCAAAACCCCGAGGCGCCCCCGCCGACCUCAGAGAAGAAGAAAGAGAAAGAGCAGCCUGCCGGCAAGGGCAUCUCCAGGUUCCUCCCUCCAUGGCUUAAGAGGCAGAAGUCCCAGAGCCAGGAGCCCCCGAAAGAAGCGCCCAAGGAGGGGAGCGAGCCCCCAGCCAAGGACGGGGAGCCCGAGCAGGGGCCCGAGGGCAAGGAGCCCACGCCCGAGCCUCAGCCCGAGGCCAAAGAGCCCCCGCCAGAACAGGAGGAGAAGCACUCCAUCGGAAGUGCAGACACUCAGCCCGUGAAGGAGGAGAAAGCUGAGGACGAGGAGGUGAAAGAGACAGAAGAGAAGAAGGCAGAGGAGGUGAAGAAAGAGGAGGAGCAGACGGCGAAGCCAGAAGGAAAACCCGCAAAGUCUCCGCUGAAGCUGACCAAGAAGAUGAAGAUGGUGGUGUGUCAGGUGGCCAUGCUGGAUGGAACCCAGUUCAGCUGCGAGGUGGAGAAACGGGCGAAAGGCCAGUACCUGUUUUUCAAGGUGUGCGAACAUCUCAAUCUGCUGGAGAAGGACUACUUCGGCCUGAGUUUCAAAGACAACGCCGAUCAGAAGUGCUGGCUGGAUCCCACCAAGGAGAUCAAGCGUCAGAUUCGCAGUUCUCCCUGGCAGUUUGCGUUCAAUGUAAAAUUCUACCCUCCUGAUCCCUCCCAGCUGACUGAAGAUAUAACCAGAUACCUCCUGUGCCUUCAGCUCCGUCAGGACAUCGCCUCGGGGCGGCUGCCCUGCUCGUUCGUCACCCACGCGCUGCUGGGAUCCUUCUCCCUGCAGGCGGAGCUGGGCGACCACGACCCCGACGAGCAUCGCCUCGACUACAUCAGCGACUUCCAGUUCGCCCCCUCGCAGACCAAGGAGCUGGAGGAGAAGGUGGUGGAGCUGCACAAAACUCACAGGGGGCUGACUCCAGCUCAGGCAGACGCCCAGUUCUUAGAAAACGCCAAGAAGCUGUCCAUGUAUGGGGUGGACCUCCACCAUGCCAAGGACUCGGAGGGAGUGGACAUUAUGCUGGGAGUGUGUGCCAAUGGCCUCCUGAUCUACAAAGACAGACUGCGAAUAAACCGCUUCGCCUGGCCCAAAAUCCUCAAGAUCUCCUACAAACGCAGCAACUUCUACAUCAAAAUCAGGCCGGGAGAGACGGAGCAGUUCGAGAGCACCGUUGGCUUCAAGCUGCCCAACCACCGCGCCGCCAAGAAAGUGUGGAAGGUCUGCGUGGAGCACCACACCUUCUUCAGGUUGGUGACCCCGGAGCAGCCGCAGAAAGCCAAGUUCCUCACUUUGGGCUCCAAGUUCCGCUACAGCGGGCGGACCCAGGCCCAGACGCGCCAGGCCAGCUCCCUCAUCGACCGGCCCGCCCCCUACUUCGAGCGUACCUCUAGCAAGCGCGUCUCCCGCAGCCUGGAUGGAGCCCCGGUGGUCAGUGUGACUGACUCCGCCCUGAAGCCAGAUGCCUCCGCCCCGGCCCUGAGCAGCCCAGUGGCGGAGGAGAACGGCCGCGAGCCGGGCCUGGAGCUCCCCUCCGACUCGAAGAGCAAGCUGAGAGUAAAGGGGGAAAAUAUAUAUGUCAGACAUAGCAAUCUAAUGUUGGAGGACCUGGAUAAAACUCAGGAGGAUGUGUUGAAACAUCAGGCUAGCAUUAGCGAGUUAAAGCGCAGUUUUAUGGAGUCCACCCCCGACCCGCGCCCCAGUCAGUGGGAAAAGCGCCUUACCGCGAGUCCUGCCACCUCCCUGCGCCUGCAGGCCCAAGGGAGCUUAGAAGAGGAGAUAACCUCCAUUUUACUCAGUAAAGCGAGCUUUUCCUCUGGUCUGGCUGGCCCCUUCGCUACCAGCACACAAGCAGCAGAGGGCGCUGUUGCAGUAGUCUCGGCCCCACGCUCUGCCGAGGUGCUCCACAGUGAAACGAACAAAACGCCACCCAGAACAGAGGCCGCUCUCCCCGACGGCAAAGCGGAGGACAAGAGUGCCGAUGUCAAACAGAAACCAGAGCCGGGCGAGCUGGCAGAGGUUGAGAUAGAAGAGACUGUAGUCAUCGAGGAGAUCAGGAAAGCCCCCAAGGCCAAGCCUGCGACUCCUGAGAUCGCGGCGGUCCCCGAGGUCGCCGUCAUCAGCGCGGCCGCCGAGAAGGAGAAGAAGGAGGAGAAGAGGAGGAGCCGGGAGGCCAGCACCUCCUCGGAGAGCCACAGCGAGAGCGAGGAGGAGGCGGAGUACCACCCCCAGGUGGCCAGCGUCUCCGUGGAGCAGAUCAAGGAAGAGCCGGAGGAGGAGGAGAAGGAGGAGGAGGAAGAGCUGAGCAAGGAGACCCCGCCCCCGGCGGUUUCACCCGCGGCUGAAGCUCCGCCUGACGUGACCGUCGUGGGUAAAGGGGCGGCGGUGGUCGUGAAGGAGGAGGUGGAGGAGGAAGAGUCGGCUGAGAACACGGCGGUUCCUGCGGACGAAGGUCAGAACGGGCACCCCGAGGCACCGCCGGAGGAGGAAGAGGAGGAGCCCAGAGUAAACGGGGACGCGUCUCACGAGGCCGAGCGCAUCCCGCAGGUUAUUUGCUGCUCUGAGCCCCCCGUGGUAAAGACAGAAAUGGUGACCAUCUCAGACACUUUCGCCGCUCAGAAAACAGAGAUCUCUACAAAGGAGGUUCCCAUUGUUCACACAGAGACAAAAACCAUCACAUAUGAGGCUGCUCAGCUGGAUGGCAGCGGGGACGGUGAGCCUGGCGUUCUAAUGACAGCCCAGACCAUCACCUCCGAGUCACUGUGUACCACCACCACCACACACAUCACCAAGACGUUAAAAGGUGGGCUUUCAGAGACCCGGAUUGAGAAGCGCAUCGUCAUCACGGGAGAUUCUGAUAUCGACCACGAUCAGGCUUUGGCCCAGGCUAUAAAGGAAGCCAAAGAGCAGCACCCGGACAUGUCCGUCACAAGGGUGGUGGUCCACAAAGAGACAGAGCUGGCCGAAGAGGGCGAGGACUGAAGGACUGAGCCACAGAACUGAGGACCCCAGGAAGUGUAUACUGUGUUCUGUGAGAAAAUUCCAGGCAUCACCUCCGCUUCUUCCAGAGGACUUAAGAAGAUCGUUACAGUGCUUUGCACAUUUUUUUUUUUUUAAUCAGAAGAAAACCACUUAGCAUACAUCCUUGGCUUGUUUUAUUUUUUUAGUGCUUUUUGCAAAGUUUGUCUACCAUUAUUAAACCAGAUAGGAUUAUAAUUAAGUGUUCAUUUUUAUUGUAAAGUAGCAUUCACAUUCCUAGUGUGUACAGAAGGGUUGUGUGUUUUUUUGAGAUACGACAAAAAAAAAACCUAUAUUUAAGAUCCUUCUUCCUGAGUUCAUGUGGUUGGACACAUACAGUGGCAGACAGGGCAGUUGUAGCUUUGGAACUGGUCUGUAUGCAAUACCACAUUGUCUUUGCAUAAAUGUUUAUCAACAAAAAAAAAGGAAGAUCAUCAUAUUCAUUUCAUUGGGUGCGUUUCCAAGGGACCAGCAAAGACGGAGCACUGUGUCAUUUCAGUUGCACUACAGUGCCAACACAAGUUUCUAUGCAUCUAUGCAGUCAAAGAAAACAUUCCACCACUGGGAGGUGCUUCUUCAUCUACCUCCCUCUGAAAAAAAAAAAAACAAAAAUCUACAAAAACAAUUAAAAAAAAAAAAAUCUUUUGAAACUCUAGGCAGCUUGAAAAACUUUUGCUUUUCGUAACUUUCUGGCAUCAUUAAUCAGAUUUAUAUUUGUAGAGUUUUUUGGCUACCUUUUAAACUUUUUUUGUCUUAAUCUGUAAACUGGUUUAGAUGUUAAUGAGGCGGGUUUGUUUGCCCUUUAAAUAUUUUUAAUAUAUUUCUUUCAGAACUUUUUUGACGACUAAAAAGAAACUCAAAGGAAACGAUGGCGACCCUUUUUAAUCACACACCCCCCCCCCCCCACCCACUCCCACCCCCUGUAGGUAAUGGAGGCAGCUUCCCUUCGCUUAGCGCGCUCAGACCAAUCUGACCAACGUUGCCCAAGCCCCGGGAGGCCCGUCAGCGUGCUCUUGGACCCUGUGUAUAGCAGAUAAUUGUAGGUUUUUAGCAGCUUGAAAAGAUGUGUUGUGUUUUACCCCCUCUACACCUCUCAAUGUAACACAGUUGAAAUAAAAGUUUGUUUAUUCUCUAA
This is a messenger RNA of Megalops cyprinoides (Indo-Pacific tarpon), 4563 nucleotides long. It is a transcript of the gene epb41l2, whose product is annotated as erythrocyte membrane protein band 4.1 like 2. The transcript has 22 exons. The record is from RefSeq and is a predicted model, not a curated record. Lineage: Eukaryota; Metazoa; Chordata; Actinopteri; Elopiformes; Megalopidae. Gene Ontology annotation, molecular function: actin binding; structural molecule activity. Gene Ontology annotation, biological process: cortical actin cytoskeleton organization. Gene Ontology annotation, cellular component: cytoskeleton; plasma membrane. Bases 150 to 3392 code for a protein of 1080 amino acids.